GUGGAGAGGGCCAAGAUGGCGGCUCCCAGCAGCUAUUCGUUCUCCUCAGCGCCGCGGCCGCCCUCGCCGCCGCCGCCUCUCCCUCUCCGCCUCCUCUUCCUCCUGCUCGUCUUCCUCGCGGCGGGGCCCGCGCGGGCGGGAAGGAGCCGAGUGAGGUCGCUGAGCGACGGGUCGUGGCGGGAGCUCCUGCAGGGAGAGUGGAUGGUCGAGUUUUAUGCUCCUUGGUGCCCAGCCUGUCAGAACUUACAGCCAGAAUGGGAAAGCUUUGCUGAAUGGGGGGAGGAUCUUGAAAUUAACAUCGCAAAAGUGGAUGUGACAGAGCAGCCAGGACUGAGUGGACGGUUUAUCAUAACAGCACUCCCCACCAUCUACCACUGUAAAGAUGGUGAAUUCAGACGAUACCAAGGUCCACGGACUAAAACGGAUUUCAUCAAUUUCAUCAGCGACCAGGAGUGGAAGUCCAACGAGCCCAUUUCUUCAUGGUUUGGUCCAUCUUCCUUCCUGAUGAGCAGCAUGUCUGCCUUGUUCCAGCUAUCUAUGUGGAUCAGGAACUGCCACAACUAUUUCACAGAAAACCUCGGCAUCCCAGCCUGGGGUUCCUAUGCCAUUUUUGCAUUUGCAACGUUGUUUUCAGGACUCCUUUUGGGGCUUAUAAUGGUAUUUCUGGCAGACUGUAUUUGCCCUUCCAAAAAGCACAGACCGCUGCAGCACCAUUAUCAAAGAAAGCUACCGGAGUCUACUCAGCUCUUGCAAAAAGCAGACGAAGAACUGGAGGAAGAUGAUCUUCCCGAUGCCGAGGUGGAGCACAGAGAACCACCGAACGCACUGAGGCAGCGUGCUGCAAACCCUGUUGCUCGUGCUGGAGCAGAGCAGUCGUAGCUACUAAUUCCAGCUGGCUCCCUUUCUGCAUUUCCUGAGUUACAACUUGACACUCAGUGGGGAGGGGGAGGGAGUCCUCCUUUUCCUCUCCUUCAAGAGAACAGACGUGGAACAAUUUAGGGGGCGGCGCAACCACAUUUUGAUUUAGCAAGUCUUUGAUAAAGUUUGAUAUUUGAAGCAA
Messenger RNA from Lacerta agilis (Sand lizard), 1060 nucleotides. RefSeq names its product thioredoxin related transmembrane protein 1 (gene TMX1). The transcript is spliced from 8 exons. Lineage: Eukaryota; Metazoa; Chordata; Lepidosauria; Squamata; Lacertidae. The coding region runs from base 16 to 879 and encodes 287 amino acids. The record is from RefSeq and is a predicted model, not a curated record.